This is a messenger RNA of Bubalus bubalis (water buffalo), 1176 nucleotides long. RefSeq names its product translation initiation factor IF-2. Lineage: Eukaryota; Metazoa; Chordata; Mammalia; Artiodactyla; Bovidae. Gene Ontology annotation, cellular component: cytosol. The coding region runs from base 15 to 965 and encodes 316 amino acids. The record is from RefSeq and is a predicted model, not a curated record. The transcript is spliced from 4 exons. Gene Ontology annotation, molecular function: cysteine-type endopeptidase inhibitor activity.
GGAGUUUUUGCCUGAUGGAACAGAAGCAGCUGAACAGAACGGGACACAGACACCGGGUCAAAGUGUGGGCACCUGGAAGCCAACACAGGAGAGAGGGUCUGGGGGCCCUGAGUGGCCCGGGAGGCCGGAAGGAGGCAGGCUGGACCACCUCCACCCCGCUCGGAACGCGGAAACCUAGACGAGACCCACCGCUCAGCGCCUACCCCCGCGGGGCGGGGACCACCCCUCUCCCCGGACCCUGCAGACGGCGCCCCCGCCCACACCUUCUGACUCAGCCGCCCGGGAGGACGACACCAAACCCCGGGAGGGGGGACAGCCCUACAGCACACGACCCUUGGUCCCUAGACGGUACUCAUCGGGGGUCCCGGGCUGCGGCCGUGCUCCUGUCCUCCUCAGUCCGCACUGGCCAGGACGGCCCGCGCUCCAUUCCCUUCCGGGACGCCCCGCACCCCAUUUCCGGUCCCGGUUCCCCCCCCACCCACCCGCCGCGCGCUGUGGUUUCGCCCGCACGGCCCAGAACCGCCGCGCCAGGUCUGUGCGCUCGACUCCACUCGACCACUCCCACGAGCGUCCGCUGCUCCGGCGAGUGUCCGCCGCUUCCGCGUGACUGCCGCUCCCGCGUGACCGCCGCCCGGUGUCCUCACGCUCCCGCCCCGCUUGCCGCCAAGAUGAUGUGUGGAGGGCCUUCCGCCACGCAGCCGGCCACGGCCGAGACCCAGGCCAUCGCCGACAAGGUCAAGUCCCAGCUGGAGGAGAAGGAGAACAAGAAGUUCCCAAUGUUCAAGGCUCUGGAGUUCAAAAGCCAGUUGGUUGCUGGGAAGAACUACUUCAUCAAGGUUCAAGUGGACGAGGAUGACUUCGUGCACAUCCGAGUGUUUGAAAGCCUCCCACACGAGAACAAGCCCGUGGCCUUGACCAGCUACCAGACCAACAAAGGCAGGCACGACGAGCUGACCUACUUCUAGGCCCGAUUUUGCAGAGUCCAUCACCCACGUGGGUCUCUCCUCUGCAGACCUGUCUGGGACCAGACGCGGUGCCCCUCAGGGUGGGGUGGUGUCUCUGUUCCCUGCUUUCACUGUGUUCAUUUUUUUCUCCCAAUCCAUGAUUUUAACUAAAUUUCCUUUGAGGGGGGCUUGUGUUAUCUUUAAAUAAACAUGUGUUUUCUGUUUUCACAAA